Molecule: messenger RNA, 2286 nt
Organism: Talaromyces marneffei
Lineage: Eukaryota; Fungi; Ascomycota; Eurotiomycetes; Eurotiales; Trichocomaceae
Exons: 7
Coding region: 1-2286 (761 amino acids)
Cellular component (GO): cytoplasm
Molecular function (GO): glycosyltransferase activity
Source: RefSeq, a predicted model, not a curated record
AUGGCAACACCUGGGGAGGCUGUUUAUUGCACCCUCCUCACUUCCGAUCAUUAUCUUCCCGGUGCGGUUGUGCUCGCUCAUUCAUUACGAGACAAUGGGACGCGGGCGAAGAUUGUCGCCCUUUUCACACCAGAGACCUUGAAAGAGGCGACGAUCAGAGAACUUCAGACCGUGUACGACGAGAUAAUUCCCGUGCAGCUCCGAUCAAAUGGCACGCCAGCGAACCUCCUUUUGAUGGGUCGGCUUGACCUCAUCUCCACCUUUACGAAAAUCGAGCUCUGGCGACAGACGCAAUACUCCAGGAUCGUCUAUAUGGAUGCCGAUGUCCUCGCAUUAAGAGCGCCGGAUGAAUUGCUAUCACUGCAGGAAGACUUUGCUGCAGCGCCUGAUAUUGGCUGGCCUGAUAUUUUCAAUAGUGGGGUCAUGGUUCUUCGUCCUAAUCUACAGGACUACUAUGCACUUCGCGCGUUUGCAGAGCGUGGCACCAGUUUCGAUGGAGGCGAUCAAGGUCUACUUAAUACUUACUUUAAGAGAUGGUACCGACUGAGCUUCACUUACAACUGCACACCCAGUGGGAACUACCAAUAUAUGCCGGCCUACAGACACUUUGAAAGCACCAUAAGUCUCAUCCAUUUCAUUGGAUCACAAAAACCCUGGACACAGUCACGGCAUGCCUUUGCUUCAGGUACACCAUAUUAUCAACUGUUAGGAAGGUGGUGGGCCCAGUACGAUCGGCACUAUCGACCUCUGCCCAUAUCUGUACCGCCAGCACCAGCUCGUGUCUCCUUUCAGCCUCAGCCAUCAUAUGGAACUAAUUCUAUUCCUCAAAGAAGCGUACCUUCCUACACCUUGAGUCGGCAGGAAAGCUCAAUCCCAGUGCAAGACGUUCCCAUAGCACAUCAACAUGAAGUUCAUCAUGAACGCUCGAAUUUUUACGAAAAGUCACCUGCACAUAUUGCCAAAGACUUGCAUGUUUUACGCCGUUCACCGAUAUCUGAGGGAUUUGCCGAUAUAACUCCUACAUUUGCUCCAGCUCCUGCUCCAGCUCUCGCUCAUCCCCAACCCAGACACCCCCCAUCCAUUACCCAAGAUCUUCGAAGCCGUCACCAGGCACCAAUUGAAGCACCAGCAGAAGUUAGGAGCGUGGUCCCACUCUACGUCCACGGCGAAGAGCAAUCAUCGGUUUACGUAACGGUACCCAGCGGAGGAACCGAGAAUUUCACCGAGCUCAAAGCUCAAUUCAUAACUCAGAAAGCAUUCGAACCGUAUCAACACCAACCAUACGUUGAGAUUGCCUCAACGACACAACCUCAAAAGGCACCAUCACCCCCUCCUUCCCCGCCGCCACAACAACAGCAGGAAGAACGACCCUUCUCUCCGCCGAGGGCCGAAUGGGAUGCAUCCAGGGAACCGCCUCCACGUCAUUCGCGGCCUGAGGCAUCAGGCUUGGAAACGCAAACUUAUACAAUGUCCAAGGAUACACAACUGUUUCGACCGCCAACAUCAUAUCCAGAGGCUCCUAAGAAUAUGUAUUAUGAGGUGCCUUCUAUGAAACGAGAACCUGAAAAACUUGCACCAAUCUUUCCCUGGGAAACUCGUGCCUCCAAACCCACUCGAGUGUUUGCCGAAGAACCCGAGACAAGUGUUGUCCCUUCGAUUCGUGAUGUUACAGGACAUGAGCCUCAUCCUGAGCAGCCUUUGCCUCCUGAGCAGACUUUGCAUUUUAAGCGUAUUGAGCAUAUCGAACGUACUGAGCAGAACGAGCAGAUUCAGCAGACUAAGCAGCCCGAGGAAGCCGAGCAAUCCGAGCAACCUCCAAAGGGCACAGCUACCGCUUUCGAAUAUACUACUCCAAAUUUCAAACCAGCAGAAUCUUGGGAGACUUUCUCAAGAGGAAACGCAUGGGAUGAGGUUCCCGAGAUAAGCAAGUAUGUCGACGCUAUACAGCAGCGAUCGAAAAACGUGAACGGGCGUGGCAAAGCAGGCGGCGCUAAAAAACCUGAAGGCCUCAAGAUCACGGACUUCCCGACUGAAGUCGAUAGGCCUAGUCUUCCAGUAACGCCGGCACCAAUACGUCCUUCCUUUUGGGGAGGCCAAGAUAGUCAGCAGGAGUCUAGCGAGUUUCCUGCUGCUGAAGGGGUUCCAAACCAAGGCGACUGGAACCCACUCGAUCGAUUGGAAGAGCUACAACAACGUCAAUUGGAUCUCUUCAAAACGACGACAAGUCCUCAGGGGCCAGCAGAGUCGUCCGACGAGACUGAACAGCCGUCUGGGGCAGAUAAGUAA